Molecule: messenger RNA, 4751 nt
Organism: Oryza brachyantha (malo sina)
Lineage: Eukaryota; Viridiplantae; Streptophyta; Magnoliopsida; Poales; Poaceae
Product: disease resistance protein RGA2-like
Exons: 2
Coding region: 1-3963 (1320 amino acids)
Biological process (GO): defense response to other organism
Molecular function (GO): ADP binding
Source: RefSeq, a predicted model, not a curated record
AUGGAGGUUUGGAGCACCGUGGGGCAGGCUGCCAUCGGGUGGCUGGUGGAGGGCAUCCUUGGGUCAUUGUUCACCGAGAAGCUGAUUUCCUGGUUUAGGCAAGUUAAUCUCGACGAGGACGUCGAGAAGCUGGUGUGGGAGAUGAGGAACGUCGCCGUGGUGCUUGAGGCCGCCAAGGGGAUGAAGAUCCACGAGAACGAUCCGCUGGCUGGGUCUCUUUUUAAUCUGAAAGACCUCCUGUACGACGCGGAGGACGUGCUGGAUGAGCUCGACUACUAUCAGCUUAAAGAAAAGAUCAUCAAAGGCAACAGUGAGGAGGAUACAGUUCAAACUAUUUCAUCUUUCUUUCCUAUCCGUUGGUUCACCGGCUGGAAAAGGAAAAGAGAAGAAAACCACGCAUUCAUUGAUGAUAAGAGUCAAUUUUCUGUUACGACAAAACAAAUUGCUGGUAAACUACGGGAUGCCUGCAGUGAUGUCAGCAAGGGUCUCAAGAUAAACGGAUUAUUAAAGUCUCCUGAAGCUUCAAAUCUAAGUCAUCAGAGCACACCUCCGGCCACAAAUGCAACAACGUCGUCUUAUCUUCUUGAGCCCAUAGUGUAUGGGAGGGAUGAAGAGAUGGAAUCCAUCAGAAAGCUGAUCAUGACAAAUAACAGUAAUAGAUCCAAUGGCAUAACCAUCCUGCCAAUUGUAGGCAAUGGAGGGAUAGGGAAAACCACUCUGGCCCAGCUUGUCUACAAGGAUUCAGAGAUAGGAAAGUCUGCAAUCAAGAUAUGGGUCCAUGUAUCCGAUAAAUUCGACUUGCAUAAAGUGACGAGGGAGAUUUUGGAGUGUGUCUCCAAGAAGAAGCAAAAAGAAACGAGCAACUUCAAUAUGCUUCAACAGGAUCUUGAGAAACAUAUGAAAUCCAAGAGGUUCUUGAUUGUUUUGGAUGAUGUUUGGGAUGUCACUACUGACUCUUGGAACAAACUACUGGCUCCUUUAAUAGCUAAUCAUGUGAAUCCGUCACAGGAAAAAGUGACAGGUAAUAGUGUGAUCAUUGUCACAACUCGAAACCGCACUACUGCCGAAUUUUGUGGAACGGUACGGUCAAUUAAUUUAGGUGGUCUGGAAGAUGAUGGCAUAUGGUCACUAUUUAAAGUAUAUGCUUUUGGUAGUGAUAGACAUGGCAGUGAUCCAAAUUUACAAAAUCUUGGGAGGAAAAUAGCUAAGGAGCUAAAAGGCAACCCAUUGGCGGCAAAAACUGUGGGCUCCCUGUUACGAAGGAACCUUACCGUAGAUCAUUGGAGCAGCAUUAUAGAGAACAAAGAAUGGCAAUCCCUGCAACAUACUGAUGGCAUCAUGCAUGCGUUGAAGUUCAGCUAUGAUCAUCUACCCAGCCACUUACAGCAGUGUUUCUCUUAUUGUUCUCUUUUCCCCAAAGGUUACUAUUUUAAUGAAGCACAACUGAUACAUAUUUGGAUUGCUCAAGGUUUUGUGGAAAGAUCCAGUGAGAACUUGGAGCAGAAAGGAAGGGAAUAUCUAGCUGAAUUGGUGAACUCUGGUUUCUAUCAGCAGGUUGAAAUUAUGUGGCCGACUUUGUCCGAAGAGUAUGUUGUGCAUGAUCUUAUGCAUGAUUUAGCGAGAAUGGUUUCACAGACAGAAUGUGCAACUAUAGAUGGUUCAGAGUGCAAAGAGCUAGCACCAAGUAUACGCCAUUUGUCAAUACUAACUGAUUCUGCGUACUGGGAGGAACCAAAUGGAAACAUAUCUCGUAAUGAAGAAUUUGAGAAAAGAUUGCUGAAAGUUACAUCAAGGAGUAAGUUGAGGACAUUGAUUUUAAUUGGGCAACAUGACACUCUCUUUUUCCAGUCUUUCCAAAAUGCUUUCAAGGAGGCACAGCAUUUGCGACUGUUGCAUAUGACUUCAAAAUAUGCUAACUUCGAUUCUUUUCUUUCCAAAUUGGUAAAUUAUAUACAUCUCCGGUAUCUAAGAGUUGAGAAUGAAGAGUUCCAAGGAGCUUUGCCCCAAGCUCUGGACAAGUGUUACCAUCUUCAAGUACUAGAUAUUAACUCAUGUACUCCCGACGAAUAUUUCAGUGAUAGUGACAUGAGUUCUGAACCUUCUAUGGACAUGGAAGGAGAAGGGGAGAGACUACCGAAGAGUGACAUUGAAGUUACCUUCCCAACUUGGUUUGCAACUUCACUUGCAUCUUUGCAAGCACUUCAUCUAGAAAAUUGUGGAAAAUGGCAAAUACUUUCUCUAGACAGGCUAUGUUUACUUAAGAAGCUUGUAUUGAUCAGAAUGAGCAAUGCAGUAGAAGUCAUAAUUCGUUCACUGGAGGAGCUUGUGUUGAUUGAAAUGCCAAAGUUGAAGAGAUGCUCCUGCACUUCUGUCACUUCUGUCAGGAUCAUGAACUAUAGCUUAAGGGUUCUGACGAUUAAAAGCUGCCCUGAACUGGAGCUCUUUCCGUUGUUUGAGAACUGCCACCAAUUUAAUGUCAAACGGGCAUCAUGGUUUUUCCGUCUUUGCAAGCUUACCAUCCAUGAUUGUCCUAAUUUAUCUAUGCCUCAUUCUCUUCCUCCCUCAACUAUUGUUUCGGAGUUAUCCAUCUCCCGAGUUUCAACGCUUCCAACGAUGGAGGGGUCAUCCAGUGGAACAUUAAGAAUUGGACUCCCCAUUAGUAGUUCUUCUCAGCUUUUCGACGGGGAUUCUGAUCAGCUGACAACAUUGAAUUACAAAGUUCUGUCAUUCCAUAACAUGAGGUUCCUAACUGGGUUGGUAAUAAAUGGUUGUCAACAUCUUACGUCUAUUUCGUUCAAAGGUUUAAGGAAACUCAUAUGCUUGAAGAGUUUGGAAAUAUACAGCUGCCCAGAAUUUCUCUCUUCAGAUGUACCAUCAGAACUUAUCUGUAAAGGCACUACAGCUGAAAAUCGUGAUGCCCUCCCAUCUCUCGAGUGUCUCACUAUUAUUAGUUGUGGAAUAACGGGCAAGUGGCUAUCUCUCAUGAUGGAACAUGCACAGGCCUUACAGGAGCUAUGCUUAGUUGAUUGCAAGAAUAUAACAGGGCUAUCAAUAGGACAGGAAGAAGCCAGCCAACCAAAUAUUAUGUCAUCUCUGGAGGCUUCGUCAUUAGGAUAUCCAGAUGACGCGAGGACAAGUUCAGCGCAAGACGGACUCCUGCGCAUUCCAUUAAAUCUCAUCUCCUCUCUAAAGAAGAUAUCUGUUAGAGAGUGUUCUGAUAUAUCAUUUAUCGAUAGCGAUGAAGGUUUCGCUAGAUUUGCCUCCCUUGAGGAGCUCAGCAUUGAUGUAUGUGAUGAUUUGGCAGAAAAGCUGCUGCCUUGUUUACUAGGGAAUGCCAUGCACCUCAAAAAACUACAAGUUGAGGCAAUCUUUUUGAAGUCUCUACAGCUGCAAUCAUGCAUGGCACUCGAGGAGCUGGAUAUUUUAUGUUGUGAAUCGCUCACAGCACUAGAGGGCUUCCAAUCCCUCCGCAGCCUGAGGUGUUUGAAAGUAUGGGAAUGCUCCGGCUUCGUUCCAUGUUUGGAGGGUUUGUCACGGCAGGGCCAUCAGCUAUUCCCUCGACUGGAAAGGUUGGUGAUCGAUGACCCCUCUAUCCUUAACACAUCUUUCCGCAGUCAGCUUACCUCCCUCACACGCCUAGAGCUUUCUGGUUGCUCAAACGAAGUAGAGAGACUAACGGAUGAGCAGGAUAAUGGGCUUCAGCACCUCACAAGCCUGGAAGAGCUCCAAUUUUCGUCGUGCAUCUAUCUCAAGGAUCUUCCCGCGGGGCUGCACAACCUUCCCUCCCUCAAGAAGUUGGAGAUCUCCGAGUGCAAGAAAAUUGUUCAGCUACCGAAUGAGGGCCUCCCACCUUCGCUAGAAGAAUUGGAUAUCAGUUAUUGCAGCAGAGAGCUCUCUGACCAGUGCAGAACGCUAGCAAACAAGCUGAAGGUCAAAAUUAGGCCUCGUAUACUGGAUUCUUAAAUAGCAGGAACAGAAAAGAUACUGGGACGAGGUCGAAAGAACGGAGUUAAUCGAAGGUGAAGAAGAUACAAUCACCUGGAAGCUGGAACCACAGGCCAACUUCACGGUCAGAUUGGCAUAUGAUCUAUUAUUCAUGGCAACAGAAGGCACCCGUUGGGGAUCCUUGUUAUGGAAGACACGAGCGCCAUCAAAAGUGAAGUUCUUCGUCUGGCUAGCGAUCAAGAGGAGAUGUUUGACAGCUAACAAUCUUCAGAAGAGAGGAUGGCCAAAUCAAACAAUCUGUGCUCUUUGCUACCAGAUUGACGAAACCUACGACCACCUCCUGAUGAAAUGUGAUUACACAGACAGGGUAUGGCGGCUAUGGAAGGCAUGGACAAACAUCCCCUUCCAAACCCCAAGGGAAGCAGGAAAGGAGUUGCAAGACUGGUGGAUCGACACGAGACAGGUCUUCGGCAAAAAAUUUCGAAAAUCCUUCGAUUCAGCUUUUGUGUUGAUCUGUUGGGAGAUCUGUAAAUAGACAAAUGCCAGGAUUUUCCAAGGAACUACUGCUACCCCAGCGAGACUCUUUAAUGUAAUUAGAGAUGAAACCCUUGUCUGGCUAGAGGCAGGUCUAUUCAAGCAGGUCGAGAACUAGUUAACUUGUAAUAGCCUGUAAUACUGUAGCAGGUCUUAGUUUUUUUCGGUUCCUCCCGGCAAUGGCCGGACUCAGCGCUUUGCGCCGAGCGUCUUAGGAAUCACUUGUUUCUUUCCUCCUUCCAAUCUUAAUAUACUCGGUAGGCCGUCUUGGC